Xenopus laevis (African clawed frog) is the source of this 869-nucleotide messenger RNA. RefSeq names its product retinoic acid receptor responder protein 2. The transcript has 5 exons. The coding region runs from base 132 to 605 and encodes 157 amino acids. The record is from RefSeq and is a predicted model, not a curated record. Lineage: Eukaryota; Metazoa; Chordata; Amphibia; Anura; Pipidae.
AUCUGGGCCCGGGAUAAACAACCCCUCCACUUUCACUUUCUGUGCAAUAACAUCCAGCAACAUAACCAGCAGAGGGACAGACAGCAGGAGAGGAGCUGGACAGAAGGAACUGAGAGCAAAGAGAUAACAGAAUGAAGAUCAGUAGAACCUGGAGCUUGCUGGUAGCCCUGGGCUUUAUUGUGGCUGUAUCAGGCCAGAUCCCAGUCAGUGAACUUUCUGACCUACAGAAGAAGGCGAUGAGCCUCGUUACAGAGCAUUUCUAUGACAAAUACAACCCCAGGAACCACUUUAUAAUCUCCUCUGUACUGGAAGCCUCACAGGAGAACUUCAGUGAUGGAAUUUUUGUACGUCUGCACUUCAAGAAAAAACGAAGCAACUGCACAAGAAAAAAUUCAAGAAGUCGAAGCUGCAGCUUCCUCAAAAAUGGGGCCGAGUUCAGCUGCUUUUCCUGCUUCUGGUUUGAAAACAACAGCCACAACGUUGAGUCCGAGUUCAGAGACUGUGCUCAGAAUUCGCAGACUGAGCACAGGGAAGAACAAUGCAGGAGAGUAAAGGAGGAGAGAGUUGCACCAAGUGGAGCUUUCAGUUUCCUCAUAUCACAGUGAGACUUAAGCCUCCAUGGUGGACCUUUAGGAGACCUGGAGACAAAGGAAGCCCAAUGAAUGGUGGAUAUCUGAAAGAACGACCCCUGAAGAUCCACUCACUUUAAUCCUUGGAGCCAUCCUUAUCUGAUAUUAUAUAUUUUCAUCUAUAUACAUGUUAUUUGACUAUAUAGGGAUCAACAAGGCACAGGCACAUUUUGUUAAACCGACGAUUGGCCUUGGCCAUUACGAGGGAUAGAAACUUUAUUAAAAAUCAUUGCAUUCCAA